AUGAAAAACGUCCUUGUUGUAUUGCUCAUAUUAAUUUCCCUUCAACUAGUCUCUAGUCUAACCCAACUUCAAGAAUCUGCCCGAGGAUUUCUAACAUCCCUAUAUGAACAUGUCAAGUUUCGAGACCCUAAAAUAUUCCACCAAGAUUACCAAGAGAUCAAAAAAGGUGUGCUGAUUGGGAAUUAUGGUAAGUCAAGUCAAAUAUUCUGUUUAAAAAAAAUCAAUAUUUUCAGAUGGUGCUGUUGAAUUUAUGAAGAACCACAGCAACGCGGAAAAUCAACAUUUCUCCGAGAUUUUUAAAAAAUUUCAGAAUUAUUCAAAUUCGCAGUGGGAAACCUAUUUCAAAUCCUGUAAUCUACAAGAAUCAGGAAAUUUUCUAGAAAUCCAGAAAAAUUGGAUUUUGCUUGGAAAAUCGGACUCGAGAAUUAAAGGAGGUUAUAAAUUAAUAAGGGAAAUUUAUUUUUGAAUAAAAAAAAUUGAAAUUCUGGCACCAAAAAAUAAAAACGUGACCCAAAAAAUGCCAACAUCAAAAACAAAAAACAAAAAAAAAUAAAAAAAUAAAGAUCCAAAGUGAGAAAAGGUCACUAUUUCUGAUUUGUAUACAACUAGCAAGUGGUUUUAGUUUUUUAAGGGAUCAAAACAAGAAAAGGUGAGUACUGUAGAAGGGGUACUGUAGAUACAGUAUGCCUUGGGUUACUGUAGAUACCAGAGGAGGGAUCCGAAGGGUCCCUAAAAAGGGGGGUCGGCGGGGGUCUCCCCCGCCAACCUUAAAAAAGUACUGUAGAAGGGGUACUGUAGAUACAGUAUGCCUUGGGUUACUGUAGAUACCAGAGGUGGGACCCGAAGGGUCCCUAAAAAAGGGGGGUCGGCGGGGGUCUCCCCCGCCAACCUUAGAAAACAGUACGGUAGGGUGCCUACAGUAACCCACUUUUGUAAGGUUGCCGGGGGAGACCCCCGCCGACCCCCCUUUUUCAGGACCCUCCGGGUCCUCUCGAAUACUGGGGACCAUCCUAACCAUUCUUCCAGAUCUCAAAAAAUGUCCGAAUGUCCCGGCGCUGAGCCAGUUCAAUCAAUGUCCCCCAAUUUCGGGGGCAUUCAAGGCUUCUACAAUAUAGCCAAAGGAAUUUCCGAUAGUCUUCAGAAGCUGCCAACCGAUAAAAUGUACCGCGACCUCAAAAACGCGAUUUUCGCCAACUCGGAAGGCGACACCAAAGCGGCUGUGGAGAAUAUGGUGAAAGACCAAAGUGGGCCCAUGAUUUUCUGGUCCCUCGGGAUUCUUUUCAUCCUCCUCGCUCUCAUACUUAUCGUAACUUCCAUCAUUCUACAAUGUUGUUGCGCGUGUUUCAAACCGAAACCGAAAGAGCUCAAAAAACGCAAGACUUGCGGAUUCAUUUUGCUGGGAUUCCUGGUGAUUUGCCUGGUUUUCUUGAUGACUGGUGUGAUUUUGUAUAAUAUGGCACAAGCGGAUUUGUCGACUGGAAUUGCGGAUGGCGAUAAGUAUACGGAUACAUUGUCGGGAGGUGAGUUAGCACAACUAGACCCUGAUAGAGGUACUGAGUGUUCUUGUGGUUAGCAGAACCUUGUGGUGAGAGAUAAGCCUGGGCCCAGGGGCCGCUUCCUGGCAGCUUUGCGGAAGCUCGGCAGCAGCUUCGCGAAAUAUACCCGGCCGCUUCGCGGAAGCUUGCGGUGAUUGGGAAAGACUUGCGGAGAAGCCCAAGCAAGUUCUGAAGCUAGACCCAGAGCCGCUUCGCGGGAGCUUGCCGGCCGCUACGCGGAAGAUUCCGGGGCGCUUCGCGCAAGCUUGCAUCAUGUCAUAAGGCUUAUACGUUAGCCUAACAUCUUCAUAUAGUUAUGACGUGGCAAAUCUACUCCUGGUAUGCCAUCAGAAUUUUCAAGACACAAAUUUGACUUGGCCUAACUCUCCAGCCUUCUUUAUCACAUGAUUUGCCACGUCAUAACACCCCCCCCCCUUCCCUGGGGGCCCCUACACAUACUUUUUUUUAAGUUGGCGGGGGAGACCCCCGCCGACCCCCCUUUCCCCAUUCGCCCCGUCAUAACACCCCCCUCCCUUCCUCAUUUACCCUAACUCACUCAAUUUCCAGACCUGUCUCGCGUGCUCACCAAAGGAAAUGCUCAAAUCAAGUGCGAAUUGCAAAAAACCACCGACACCAUGUUUGACGAUCUGAAAAAUCAAAUGAAAAGUUACGCCAAAACGGUUAUUGAUGGAACAAAGAAGCAGACUGGAUUUCAAGCUCUUCAUGAUGUGGGUUUCAUUAAAAAGCUUUAAUUAUGGCUUAAAUCCAGGAAAAAACACACAAAAAAUGAAAAAAAAAUUUUUUUGAAAAAAAAUAAAAGUAAAACAACGAUACUCCGCAAUCCCGUUGCAUUUUCGUGUAUUUCUCCCGGACAAUAUUGAUUUUUUUUUUCGUUUUUGCGCGGUUUAAAAACGUUUUUAGGGCUUUUGAGCAUUUCUAAGGGUUUGCGUGAAGCUUGACACAGCUAAUGUAGUGCUACAGUAGACUUUUAGCAGGCGCGAAGCGAGUUUUACCUGAAAAUAAAGGGAAAAUUGCCGUUUUUUCGUAAAUUAGACCGAUUUUUUCAGUUCGACUCAGCUGCAUAUAAUCAACAACUUGAUGACACCAUUAACAAAGGUCAAGCUCUUUGGGAUAUACUCAGCAGAACCACUGGAUCUUCACAAUGUUCACAGAUGAUUCCGAUUUUCACCAACAAAAUCGGCCAAUCUAUCAAACUGAAUUUGCAAGCUUUCCAAGGAAUUGCAACUGUAGUAUCCGGUGAAAUGUCCAAAGCCAGUGAAAAAUUCGACGAAGUUCAAAGGGAUGUUCAAACGCACGCUGAUUCGGCCGCCAAUCAAAUGGGAACAACACAGAUUGACAUCAAGAGUAGCUUGGAUUCGAUGGAUGUGAGUUUCUUUCUGGAAUCUCUGAAAAUUCUGAAUUUUUUUGCAGACAAUGAUUGGAGAUUUGGAUCGUGAUAUGAGUACAGUUAUUGAUGAGGUCAAGACUGGCAGAAAGGAGUUUGAACCGGUGAGAUUUUUGGGAGCAAACGCGCUCCACCGAAAUGAACACGCAACGCGGACCGCGUCGCGGUCUACGUUGAAAAGGGGGGUUGGCGGGGGUCUCCCCCGCCAACCUUAGAAAAAAAACCUACAGUAAUUUUUUUUAAGGUUGGCGGGGGAGACCCCCGCCGACCCCCCCCCCUUUUUAGGGAUCAAAACAAGAAAAGAUGAUUACUGUAGAAGAGGUACUGUAGAUAAUUCGGUACAGUAUGCCUUGGGUUACUGUAGGCACCAAAGGUGGGACCCGAAGGGUCCCUAAAAAGGGGGGUCGGCGGGGGUCUCCCCCGCCAACCUUACAAAAAACCUACAGUAAUUUUUUAAGGUUGGCGGGGAGACCCCCGCCGACCCCCCUUUUAAGGGACCCUUCGGGUCCCACCUUUGGUACCUUAGCGUUAGAGCGCAUUUGCUCCAACAUACCUUGUUUUGUAGCUAAUAAAUCCCAAUUUUUCCAGACAUAUGACUCGAUUUCAUCAGUUCUCAUCAUAUUUGUCAAUAUCCCAGCCACAAUCAUCAUUGUCUUCCUCAUAAUCACAAUAAUUUUGAUAAUUCUCAAAACAACCAUCGGAAAAUCAUUGGGCAAGUGUGGAAAUCUCAUCGUCAUCAUUGGAUUCUACAUCACCGUCAUCCUCUCAAUGCUCCUGAUCUUGAUCUCAAGUUUGGCAUUCAUCGGAGGCUGGGGUGUCUCAUCGAUUUGUGUGCCGAUUUUUGAGGAUUCCACGAAUCGCCUCUUCAAUUUGAUUGAAUUUGCCACGCCCGAAUUUGAUGGGAAGAAGGGUCCUGUUGUGAAUGCUGGAAAAGCGAUGGAUGUUUGCAGUUCGGAAUCGGGAACGGUUUUUGGAGCGAUUGGUGGGCAGAGUUUCCUUUCGCUCAAAUCUAUCAACGAGAAACUUGAUCUGAAUUCUUAUAAGAGCCAGGCAGAACAGAAGAUCAAAGCUAGUAUUCCACCCAUAUUCAGUGUCCCCACCAACACACUCCACACUCAACUAACAUCUGUAGAAGGCGAUUUCACUGCGCUCAAAGAUCAAGAUCUCAAAUCAGCGUGUAAUGUGGAUCCUUCGGAAUAUUUGACGGCACUUGAGAUUAGUGUUCAGCAAAGUAGAGGAUAUUUGGGACUUAUUGAUGCGCUUAAUGAUAAUGUUGGAAGAGCCAAAGAGAUUACUGUCGGUUUAAAUGCGGCCGAAUUUGAUAAAGCGCAAGGGAUUAUUGAGACAUCGGUCAAGAAGUUGAUUGUGAGUUUUUUUGGGGGAUCGAAAUUUGCUACAAAAUGAGAUACAGUACUCUGGGGUUACUGUAGAAUCAGCCCUUGAGGAUUCUCUACAAAAUGAGGUACAGUAACCCUGGGUUACUGUGGAAUUUAAUUGAGAAAAAACUUUCCAAAACAAAAUUAUCAAUAGAGCGCACUUGAACAACAUCGGAUUUUUUCUUCCUAGGAAGUUCUAGGUUCAUUUUGAAGCUCUUGAAAUUUGCUACAAAAUGAGAUACAGUAAUCUAGGGUUACUGUAGAUCAAUCCAAUUUGUAGCCCUUGAGAUUCUCUACAAAAUGAGGUACAGUAACCCUGGGUUACUGUGGAAUUUAGUUGAGAAAAUGCGUUCUAAUGCAAAUGAUUGAAUUUCUAUUGUUUUUUGAAGAUUGCUCAGGUUAACGGUGAAAUUUAGCUGAAGUCAAGUACACCAUUUUGAAGCCCUUCAAAUUCUCAGGUUACUGUAGAUUGAUUUCAGUAGAGCGCACUUUCUCAUUUUCCAAGAUUCCUAGGUUUAUUUCGAAAUACCCCUGAGCUACAGUAUGCUAGGGUUACUGUAUAAAAUCCCGAAUACGGUAUCAUUUUGUAGCCCUUGAAACGUUCUACAACACUCCGCAAUUACGCUCCAAAUUCUUUGCAGAACAAUCUCGAAACGAUCGAUUUCAAAUGUCGUCCAAUUGUCCAAAUCUACCAUAACCUGGGCCAUGUGAUUUGUCAACAAUUUGGUCAACCAAUUCACGGCCUUUGGGCCGCCAUAGGCCUAACUGGACUUGUCGCAUUUUUCGCCGCUAUCCCGCUGCUUUUGGCGUAUCGUUGGUUGAAAACACCCGAACCUGAUUCGGAUAAUGAGAAGGAUAAGGAAAAGGAGAAGGAGAAGGAGAAGGAUGAGAAAUCGGUAGGCCUUUUUUCAAUUAGGCCUAAGCCUAAGCCUGAAAGCCUAAGAUCAAGCCUAACCUUCUAGUGUUAAGCCUAAACUUAACCCUAAAGUUUUGACUAAGCCUAAGCUUAUGCCUAAGAAAUUGGCCUUAAAAUUAGGCCCCAAUAAAAUCAGGCCUGAAAUUAAGCCUAAGGUUUUGGCUAAGCCCAAGCUUAUGUCUAAGAGUUCAGCCUUAAAAUUAGGCCCCGAUAAAAUCGAACCUGAAAAUAAGCCUAAGGUUUUGGCUAAGCCUAAGCUUAUGCCUAAGGAAUUGGCCUUAAAAUCAGACCUGAAAAUAAGCCUAUGAAUUUGGUUAAGCCUAAGCCUAUGAAGAACUUGAGUUAGCCUAAGUCCGGGCCCAAAUCUAACUAAUUUAAAUGGGCCUUAGCCUAAGAGAUCUGGUUAAGACUAAGCCUAAGGUUUUGGCUAAGCCUAAGCCUAAGGUUUUGGCUAAGCCUAAGAAUUCAGCCUUAAAAUUAGGCCCCAAUAGAAUCAGGCCUGAAAAUAAGCCUAAGAUUUUGGUCAAGCCUAAGCCUAUUGCUAAGCCUAAGAGUUCAGCCCUGAAAUUAGGCCUCAAUAAAAUCAUGCCUGAAUGUAAGCCUAAGAGAUCUGGUUAAGCCUAAGCCUAAGGUUUUGGCUAAGCCUAAGAGUUCAGCCUUAAAAUUAGGCCCCAAUAAAAUCAGGCCUGAAAAUAAGCCUAAGGUUUUGGUUAAGCCUAAAAAAUUGGCCUUAAAAUUAGGCCCUAAUAAAAUAAGCUUAAGAGUUUGGUUAAGCCUAAGCUUAUGCCUAAGAGUUCAGCCUUGAAAUUAGGCCCUAAUGAAAUAAGCCUAAGAGUUUGGUUAAGCCUAAGGUUUAAGCUUAAAACCGUCUAGCCCAAUUCCCAGCCUUAAACUUAGCCUAACUCUAAUUUUUUCCAGGGCAAAAAUAAAGGAAAAGGCUCCAAAAACAAGAAAAAAGCCAAAGAAGAGGAGAAGAGCAAAGAAAAAGACAAGGAUAUCGAAAAAUCGAACAAAGAGCACGUUGAUGACGUGGCAGAUGACGGAAAAAUGCCACGUGUCAACGCGGAACAAGCGGAAGAAGGCGCGGAACCGAAAGCCGCUGCUGAGCCACCAAAACCAGCCACUCCACAAAAUUUGUCCAAAUCCAAAGAAAGCGACAAAUCUCAACACAGUCAAACAUCCCUUAAGAAUAAGAAGAAUUAG
Messenger RNA from Caenorhabditis angaria, 6435 nucleotides. Lineage: Eukaryota; Metazoa; Nematoda; Chromadorea; Rhabditida; Rhabditidae. The record is from the annotation of a GenBank genome assembly.